AAGAACAGGCCUUUUAUGUCACUCUCGUAUCUCUCUCAUUCCAACGCAGCAGGACCUGAAUCCACGAUGAGCGAGAAAAACAUUAAUUCUGCUUUAGUGCGGAGGGUCAAUAAAUUAUUGGAAUCGAGGGUAGAACAUGAUAAGGAUACAUUGGAAGCUCUGAAGGAAUUGUCAACGUUCUUCACUGAAAAUACAUUAAAUUCUCGUCGUAAUUUACGUAGUAAGAUAGAAAGGAGAAGUUUAGCGAUAAAUGAAGAUUUUCUGGUUGCUUUUAAGGAGGUGAAGGCUUCUUUGGAUGAUGUUUAUCAAGAUGUUCUAGCCAUGAACACAGCGGUACAGUCUAUGACCAAUCGCUUACAAGUUACAAAAGCUCAAACAUCCCAACUCAUAGAACACACAGGAAAACUUCAGAAUGAAAAUCAAAUGUUAUCCAUGCAACAGGAAGUUGCAAGUGCAUUUAUUAAGAACUUUCAUCUAACUUCUUCCGAAUUGGCUGUUUUGCAUGGGUCGGCUAGAGAGUCUCCUAUAACAGAGGAAUUUUUCUCUGUAGUUAAUAAAGUGCAGGAUAUUCAUAGUAAAUGUAGAGUGCUGAUGCAGUCUGGAUAUCAGACAUUGGCUUUGGAUAUAAUGCAAAGAAUGACACUGUUGCAAGAAGCUGCACUGGAGAGACUGUACCGAUGGACACAGACCCAAUGCAAGAACAUAGAAAACGAACGUUUGGCACCAUUACUUAUUAAGGCUAUGAGUAAAUUGCAGGAUAGGCCAGUGUUAUUUAAAUAUAUUUUAGAUGAAUAUUGUGCAGCCAGGAGAACUGCUCUAGUAGGAUCUUUUAUAGACGCGUUAACAUUGGGAGAAGGUUUCGGUGGAACCCCCAAUCCUAUAGAGAUGCAUGCCAAUGAUCCCAAGCGAUACGUUGGCGAUAUGCUCGCGUGGUUGCAUCAAGCGAUUCCCGUAGAGAAGGAGAACAUCCUCACUUUAGUAAAAAGCUGUGACAAGACUGAUGUGUCGGACCAAGUUAAGCAGGCGUUGAGUAACAUCACCGAGAGUUUAUGCCAUCCCUUGAAGUCACGAAUAGAACACGUAAUAUCCACAGAAGCGCCAGCAACAGUAUUGUACUCCGUCACAACUCUGAUUCGAUUUUACCGUGCUAUCAUCGAACAAGUGAUACCCGACAGUGUCCUAGAUCUUACUCUCUCAGAUUUGCUGGCUCAGAGUGAAAAGAGUUUUCUGAGCAGACUCCAAAGAGAAACGAGGAUUGCUCUCGGCGAGCGCGCGGAGCCUCCGGGAAAUGACUUGGUACCUGCUCCAUCUGUCUCAAGAUUACUGUCGCUUCUAAACGAGAUAUUGUCUGUAGCUAGCAUCGCCGAAGAUAGAGAGAAGGAUAUGCUGCAAAUCGUGUCGUGCAUCAUUGAUCCGUUACUCCAAGAAGUCAACGAGACGGCGGCCAGGUUACCAACAGUGGACAUGGCCGUCUAUCUCCUUAAUUGCAUGCAUCAAAUACAAUCAACUCUGGCGUUGUACGAAUACAUGGACCAGAGAUUAGAAAGGUUACAGGCACAAUCGGACGCGCAAAUCGACACACUUACGUCAGAACAAGCUAGUUCCUUGGUGGCGCACUUGAAUUUGGGCUCGAUUUAUACCAUCUUACAAGGACGUGAGCAGGGACCACUGUCAUCCAUACCCGGUAUGGACGCUCUUAGCGUGAAGGAAUUCACUAACAAACUGGAGGCAUUCCUAGUGAUGCCGGAUGUUCUGCUAUUGCCACAGAUUAGCUUACUGCAGAGUAACAAUCAUCGUUUAGUUACUCAGAGAAGAUCGUUCGAAGUGAUUGGAGCCAUAUAUAGGCAGUUGUAUGACGCUUGUCACGAUCCGAAGAACUUGUAUCAAAACGCCGGCAGUCUCUUUUCCAGAACGCCCGAGGAACUGCUGAAUAUGCUGAUUUCGGAAUAAUCUCAUGUUCCACGGACUUCCA
Messenger RNA from Odontomachus brunneus, 1972 nucleotides. RefSeq names its product conserved oligomeric Golgi complex subunit 6 (gene Cog6). NCBI's taxonomy places the organism in Eukaryota, Metazoa, Arthropoda, Insecta, Hymenoptera, Formicidae. Gene Ontology annotation, biological process: intra-Golgi vesicle-mediated transport. The transcript is spliced from 10 exons. The coding region runs from base 16 to 1950 and encodes 644 amino acids. The record is from RefSeq and is a predicted model, not a curated record. Gene Ontology annotation, cellular component: COG complex.